Molecule: messenger RNA, 804 nt
Organism: Candidula unifasciata
Lineage: Eukaryota; Metazoa; Mollusca; Gastropoda; Stylommatophora; Geomitridae
Source: the annotation of a GenBank genome assembly
AUGGCAAAUGCUGAACCUUUUGUAGAAGGCAGGUUAAAGCGCAGUCAGAUCGUGGUCUUCAGCAAGACUUACUCCCCCGAAGGCAUCAUAUGUGAGAACAUCCUCAAGGAAUACGACAGAUUUCUCCCUGGCGACGUAUUUGAGUGGGUUAACAUUGAAAAACGUUCAGAUUGUCCACAGGUUGAAGACUAUCUGUGGCUACUUUCUGGUAAGAACAACAGAGAAGUGCCUCUACUCUUCGUUAAGCGCCGUUGUGUGGGCGGGUACGAUGAAAUAGUACAGAUGCAUCAUGAUGGAAGGCUCGAAAGAAUUUUGAAAGGUCUUAGUCUAGGGGACGAUGACACAGAUGAAGAGUCAGAUCGCGGGAAAGAUGUUGAGACUUGUCAGGUUACCGUGCGUGUAGAAGAACUUGACGAGACGGAAGUGAUAAUUAGAGUUAACGAUUCUAUCAAUGAAGUAGAUUAUCAUGCAGAUUAUAAUGUCAGACUGGAUCAGGCAUCAUUUACUGAAAUACGUGAUUUGUUUAAACAAGAACAAGAAGAAAGGGGGCUGAAAGUGGACACGCCUCCUACAGGAAGCGAAGUGUCGGCUAUGGUUCCACUGUGGAUGCCAAUUGCCGGCACUCACAGCAAGCAAGCCGUAGCGGAGAUACUGUCGGAAGAAACAUCUCGUUUCAUUAUAAAGACCAAACGUGAAGGGAAAGGAAGCAGUACGACACAAGAGAGUACACAAGAGAGUACACGAGAGAGUGAAACCGUAACAGGUUCAGAAACUGGGACCGAUCAAACUGGCGGCUCUAAGUAA